ACCUAAAGCUUGUGAGUGUACAGAAAAGAAAAAAAAAUCUAAACUUUAUGGGUUAUCUAUCAUGUAAAGCUGAAUCUUCCGUAUCAAUUUCCAAUUCUCAGAGUUGUACGGCUACUCCGAAGAAAACCCAUCAACCUCAUAAUCAAGAAAAGGAGAAACCCAUCAAAAUCCAGGAGUUUAACUACAGAGAUCUUGAAGCAGCCACUAAUGGUUUCUCUGACCAAAAGCUUCUUGGUAGGGGUAGCCAUGGACUUGUCUAUAAAGGGAUGCUUCGUAAUGGCCGUCUUGUUGCUGUCAAGAGGUCUUCGAGAAUUGCCCCAAGAAUUAGAAACACCUCGACAUCUGGGCAGGAGAAUUGUAAUGAGGUAGAGAAUGAAAUUGAUAUUCUUUCGAAAUUGCAGAGCCCAAGGUUGGUUAAUCUUGUUGGUUUUUCUAUUGAUUCUCAUGACACACUUUUGGUUGUUGAGUUUAUGUCUAAUGGUACCCUUUAUGAUGUACUGCAUUCCAAUUCUCGUCCACUCAGUUGGGGGAGAAGGAUGAAAUUGGCUUUACAAACUGCUAAGGCUGUUGAUAUUCUCCAUUCUUUGAGUCCUCCUGUAAUCCAUCGUGAUAUUAAGUCUGCUAAUGUGUUGAUAGACAGGAAUUUCAAUGCCCGUUUGGGUGAUUUUGGGUUAGCAUUAAGGUGUCAUCUUGAUGAUUUUAGGUUGAGGUCUACUCCUCCUGCUGGUACAAUGGGUUAUCUUGAUCCAUGUUAUGUGACCCCUGAUAAUUUGAGCACCAAGACUGAUGUCUUUAGUUUUGGGAUUUUGUUGUUGGAGAUUAUAAGUGGGAGGAAAGCUAUCGAUGUGGCGUAUUCGCCCCCCUCUAUAGUGGAUUGGGCCAUUCCAUUGAUAAAGAGAGGGAAGCUCUUGGCUGUAUAUGAUCCAAGGAUUCCACCUCCCAAGGAUCCUGGUUUAAGAAAGCAAUUGGCAGUUGUGGCUGCAAAAUGUGUGAGGCCAUGUAGGGAGAGGAGGCCAACAAUGAAGGAGGUCGCUGAAUGUUUGAGUGGGUUGAGUAAGUUGGUACCUCUACAUUCCUGGAAUGGUUUUACCAAUCCUUGUUUGAUGGUUGAGACCGUGGGCCGACCUGUGGAGUCAAGAACCAGCCAGUUGAACUUGAGGGGAAAAGGUAGUAAACAAAGAGAUUUGGAUGGUGGAGAUGCUAGACUUGCAACGCCACUGAGGAAUUCGCCGAGAGUUUACUCUGACUUAGGGUUGCGCAGCAAUUUGAUGGAUUUAAUGGCUGGAAAUGAGGGGCAAUCUGAAUUUCGUGGAGAAGGUGAUGGGGUUGAGCCUAAGUCAAAAUCUAUCAGUAGAGCUUUGAGCUGCAGAUAUGUAAGCGGAUCAGUUGUUGGUAGAAGAAACAAUGAGUCUAUAGUUCACAGCAACAGUAGAGGAGGUACAUCCCGUUUUAGAAGAAACAAUUCAGUUGGUGAGCAUUCAGAUAGGGAUUGAAGAGCUGAUAGAAUUGUUAAUUCAAUCGCUUCAGCUCUGGUGCCAAUCUUUGUAGAGCAUUGUAAUUUUUGGAAAGUCAUUUGGAAUUAUCUUUCUGAUUUGAUGAGCAAGAAAAGCUUAUUCCUAUAAGCUUUUCGUGCUUUCAGAUCAUAUGGAAGUAAGGUAUUGUAGGGGUGUCGAAUUCUUUAGGCUCUUAUUGUAGAGCAUUAGUAAAUUCGAUCGAUUGGUCAUGUUUGUUGCUCAAAAGCACACCUGUUGUACUUUUCAUGGAUUCUUCUGUAUUUCAAUUGUCGAUAUAUAUGAAUAGUGACAAAUGAUUAACUUCCAUUUGUUACUCACUUAUGCCAAAA
Molecule: messenger RNA, 1843 nt
Organism: Solanum verrucosum
Lineage: Eukaryota; Viridiplantae; Streptophyta; Magnoliopsida; Solanales; Solanaceae
Product: serine/threonine-protein kinase-like protein At3g51990
Exons: 1
Coding region: 48-1493 (481 amino acids)
Biological process (GO): protein phosphorylation
Cellular component (GO): plasma membrane
Molecular function (GO): protein kinase activity; ATP binding
Source: RefSeq, a predicted model, not a curated record